CUCAUCUAGCAUAUUUUGGGCUCGAAAGAGAAUGGAGAUGCUCCUAGCAAGCUUAUUGCGCAGCUGCUCCACAUGGGCCUUCCAUGUUAGUAAGUCGUCUAGUACUACACCUAAGACUUUGUGCUGUCAUACUCUUUUGUAUCAUGACAUUGUUUAUUUGUAUGUUUAAGUGCUCGUUGAGACCUUUCCUGCCAAAUAGCAUGUAUUUAGUUUUUUCAAGAUUCAGAGAUAAUUGAUUUGCGUUGAACCAUUGUUGCAAUUUUGCUAGCUCCGCAUUUAUUUGCUAAGAGAGACUAGUCAGGUCCUUCCCUGAACAAAAGAUAUUGGUGUCAUCCGCGAAAAGUAAAAUUUUUAGUAGUUCAGAUUCUUUGUAUAAGUCAUUUAUGUAUAGGAUGAAUAGUUUCUGUCCCAGGACAGAGCCUUGGGGCACGCCGCAUGUGACUUGACGUGUAGUUGAUUUGCACCCAUCAAAUGUUACAUAUUGCGAUGGUUAUGUAGGUAGCUACGUACCCAAUUUAGAACGACGCCUCAAAUUCCAAGUCUUUCGAGUUUUUCCAGUAAGAUAUCGUGGUUAACAGUAUCAAAGGCUUUUUUUAGGUCCAGGAAAAUUACCACUGAAUAUUGUUUUUGGUCAAUAGCAUCUGUGAUGAUUUCUACAGACUCCGUUAGGGCCUGCGCAGUGGAGUGGUUUUUUUAUAAACCCGUAUUGGCUAUCAUGUAAUAAAUGAUGUUUUGUUAUGAAUUUGUCCAGUCUGUUGUUGAAGAGUUUUUCGAGGAUUUUAGAUAGUUGAGGCAGGAUAGAGAUGGGUCUAUAGUUGUUGAACUCAUGUGAGUUCCCGCCUUUGAAAAUUGGGACAACUUUCCCAAUUUUCAUUUCUUCAGGGAAGACUCCUGUCUCAAAAGAUUUAUUGAAAAUAUGGGUUAUGGGGAGUAAUAUUUCAUUAUGAAUGUUUUAAAUAAGUUUCAUAUCAAUUUCAGUUAGGUCAGUUGAUUCUUUGUUAGCACACUGCGUAAUUAAGUUCUAAACCUCAACGACCUGAACUGGUUUCAAAAACAUGGAUUUUAGUUUAGGGUCAGGGUGCCUAUAGCCUGUUACAGAGGCAAUGUUUUCAGCUAAUUUAGGCCCAACUAUCACAAAGGAUUUGUUAAAUUUAGUUGCAAUCUCUUCUUUGUUCUUCAGCUCAAUGGUGUCUGAAUAAAAGAAGUCAGGGUAAGAUUUUCCUGACUCCUUAUUUUUCUUUAUCAUCCCAUUUAGAAUUUUCCGCAGUCUGCACGAGUAGUUCCUGCUGUCUUCCAGUAAUUUACCAUAGUAUUGUUUUUUUUUACACGCUCUCAGGAUGGAAUUUAGCUUAUUCCUGUAUUAUUUAUACCUAUCCUCAGCAAGCCUUGUUUUUUGGGGAGAUAAAAGACUUGUACAGCAAGUUUUUUUGUUGUUGUUGCAAGCAUUGAUAAGCAACUUGGUCAUCCAAGGUUUGUUUUGCAUUCUUUGUUUUAUGUGAGUCAACUUGACCGGGCAGUGUUUGUCAUAUAUCUGCUGAAGUGUAAUCACAAAGCAGCCAUAAGCUGCAUUUACAUUAUUCGCAUUAUAGACAUCAUCCCAGUCUUGAGUUGAGAGACCUUUUUUCAUGUUUUCAAUGUUUUGAUCAGUUGUAAUUCUUUUGUAGACUGACUUUGUCGGAUUUACGCAAUAGUUGCGCAGAGUGUAGUUAGCGAAGAUUGGCAGAUGGUCAGUGAUAUCACUGAUUAGCAAACCACUUUGAGUCUGAUUCAGCAGAAUGUUGGUAAAGAUAUUGUCAAUGAGUGUCACACUGUGUGACGUUAUUCUUGUUGGCCGUGUAAUUAAAGGGCACAUGCCUAGGGAGUACAUGGUGGCAACAAAAUCAUCUAUCUGCUCUAUAGAUAUACAGUAUAUAUUCUAGGGCUGUCAAAAAUGAUGGUGUUAAUGGGCGGUAAUUAAUUUUUUUAAUUAAUCACGUUAAAAUAUUUGAUGCAAUUAACGCACAUGCCCCGCUCAAACAGAUUAAAAUGAAAGUGUCAUGUCCAUUUGUUACUUGUGUUUUUUGGUGUUUUUUCGCCCUCUGCUGGCACUGGGUGCGACUGAUUUUAUGGGUUUCAGCACCAUCCAUGAGCAUUGUGUAAUUAUUGACAUCAACAAUGGCGAGCUUCUAGUUUAUUUGUUGUUUAAAAUUUUUUACAUAUUUUAUUAGAACGAAAAUAUUAAGAGGGGUUUUGAUAUAAAAUUUCUAUAACUUGUACUAACAUUUAUCUUUUAUGAACUUCAAGUCUUUCUAUCAAUGGAUCGCUUUAACAGAAUGUUAAUAAUUUUAAUGCCAUCUUGAUUUAUUGUUAUAAUAAACAAAUACAGUACUUAUGACACUGCGCAACCGCUUUUGUUUCAACCCAGCCAUAAGAAAAAGGUAAGCAAUUAUAGUUAUUAUUUGAAAUGUCUAUCAUUUUCAUCUUAGAAUCAUUAAUUGAUGUAUUAUAUUUAGUUUAAAAACAAAUGACUUUGAAAAAUUAUUCACUCGCAUAUUUUAAACUUUUAAAUACAUUCCGUCACAAUGAAAAAAAUUGUGUCAGUAAAUUGGUCACGAAUAUCUACCUCAUAACCAUCGCUUAAUUUAUUUUUUUUUUUGGUUAGUUUUUUUUUUUUUGUAACUGUCGCAUUUUGCCUGAUAUUUUAGAUGAUAAAUCACCCAUCUAAACAAAAUAAUUGACAUAUUAAAAAAAUUAUUAAUUAAAAAAAAUAAUAAAACAUUUUCAAGGGUAAAUAUUUGAAAAAGAACAUCUCGACCACUCCUUACUGUCCGUGACUUGCGCAUCGUGACCCUUGCUAUAUUACCAUGUUUCACCCAUCAAAUCUUCACAAAGUCCGGCUAUGCCCAUUCACAGUUGUAUAUUGACACUUGUGGUACAUGCUCCACGGAGUUUUUGGAUCGAAACAAGGUAAGUACGCGAUAAUGUCUUGUUAAAAUCAGCAUGCCUUGGAUGAUGCUCGCCCCUCAAGUUACCAGAAAGCCACAAAAAGACGUCCAUUGCAGUCGAACGAUCGGGUGACAAUGAUGGACACAGCAGGCUAUUUGGCUAACGUGCUACCCAUUGUCUUUUCCAUCCUUGAUGCCGUUUGGAUAGCUUAUCAUGUGAUAAUAUCGAUGUAUUAGAUACAUUUGAUGCUUAUAUGAUAAAGGCAAGGUCCUAGGCUCCAAGGCUAAAUACAACAAAUAGAUAGUGUUAUGUAUUGAGAUUUAUAUAUUCCCUUUAUGCAUAUGGAACCUUUUAUUCUCAGUCAAAGCAGUCAUGCAUUCGCAUUCUUUAAUCAUAAUUGAAAAAAUAUUUUAAAAGCCCACUGCAAAAAUUAAAACAUGGGAUUAGAACUUUACCCCUAAACUUUCCCUGAAAAUGUUUUUUUCUUUGCACAACUUAAAAUCAAGCCCAUAGACUUCAUAGUACUUGACAGUACACGUGAAACAAGGCCGAUCCAUAGGAGGCCUAUUUUCAAAAACUUCAAAUUCAAAUAUUUUCAAAACCAAAGCUGCUACCGACCUAAAACCAAAACAGGCACCUACCUAAGUCAUAUGUGAGUCUCCAUAAGCAGCGGCAUCAAAUAAUUCAUAAGUCAUUCCCUUAUAAAAUCCUGAUUGUUUUUAUAUAAGUAAAGCAAAACUUAAAUUGGAUAUAAAAUUCUCAGAUUUUAGACUACAUGGACACAAAUCACCAAAUGCAGAGAUAAUAUCCGAUAAUUUCAGGAUCAAUAGCAAUAUUAAACAUAUCAUAUAAGUUUUCAACAGAUAAUAAAAGACUCAAUUUUCACAUCAGAAAUUUAAUACUUGAGGAAAACAUGCAGAAUCAAUUAUUCGUUCAUUCAUUCAUUUGUUUAUUUCAGGCCAUGAUUUUCCUUGUCAAGACAGCAAGUAUAUACAGCUCAUAUAAACAUAUAACAAAAAGAGCAGCAAAACUAAGUAACAUAGCAACAUCAACUACAUGCCUGAAAAGGAGUGGGAGGAAGAAAACUUAUUUAAUCCCACCCCUAUUCUCAUUUAAUUAGGAACAAAAAAAAAUCUUGCUACUUCCUUCCAAAAAUGUAGGCAACCAAAAUUCAGUUCAAACAGUUAUGUACAAUUUCAUUUUUGUAACAAAUGUUGUCCCUUGACAUGAAGUUACCACAGGUAACACCCAAACCCAAAAACAAUUUCAUACCAACAUGGUAAUGAAAGUAAAACCAUACCAACUAUGGUAAAGGCCACACACACAGAACAAACAAAUUAUAAAUGGCAACAAUAACUUUACCAACAAUGGUAACGGGCAAUAUACCAGCAAUGGUAAGAAACAACCAGCACUCAUACCAAGACAACUUAUUGAUGUAAUUAAGACCUUAAAUCAGUAUACUGUGACCAGACCAUAAGUUUGUAUAACCGUUUAAAUCUGUAGAUAGUUUGGCAUUGCUUGUGUUGCAUUCCCAGAUUAUUCCAAAGAUUCACUCCACACACAGACACACAAAAACUUUUACGAGUUGUUCGAAUUUUUGGUUUUUUGAAGUCUCCAUAUCCUCUCAAGUUAUGAGUUCUCUCUUUCAUUGUAAAAAAGUUUUGCAAUUUUGUUGGUAAUAAUUUAUUGAAUGCUUUAUAGAGGAUUAUUGCGGUAUUAUACUUUACAAGAUCGUUAAAUUUUAGCAGCUUUGAGUAAAUAAACAAUUUAUGUGUGUGCUCCAGAAACCCGACCUUAUGGAUGAUUCGAACAGCCCGUUUCUGUAAGGUGACUAAAGGAUUUAUCGUGCUUUGAUAGGUGUUUCCCCAAACUUCAACACAAUAUGAGAAGUAUGGAAGAACCAAAGAGCAGUAUAAAGUGCGGAGUGCGUUCUCGUCAAGAAAUUGUUUCGCUUUAUUUAUAAUUGAGAGACUCUUGGAAAUUUUUGUUUUUAUAUGUCUGAUGUGGGGUUUCCAUGUCAGUUUACUGUCAAUUUUGACACCUAAAAAUGUAUUCACAUCUACGUUUUCAAUUUGGAUAUGAAUUAUAAAUAAUAUAUAAAUAGAUAAUUAAUAAAUUGUAUAUACAAUCACAACUUACUCUACAAUAGUAUGCAAUUGUGUGCAAUGAAAUUGUGGAGCAUUUCCACUUUACUGUCCAUUAUUCAUGAACAUCUUAAAAGUGACUUGCAAGUAUAAAAUCUAAAUAAACAAAUAAAAAAUGCGUAUGGGAUAGUCGUAUGGUCAGGCAGUGCAAAUAAUCGAAGUGAAUGAGCAGCACUUUUACAGUUAAUGCUUUGAAUAUUGCAGGUGAGAAAGUAUUGAACAUAGAAUAUUGCAUGCAAAUGAAUAUUGGACUAUGCCUUGUCAGCUUCCUCGACUUGUACAAGUCUCUUUUCCUCGCCAUCUCCUUUCUGCCGGUCUGCCACUCUAAGGCCUUGUACGUCCUCGCUUCGGAAGUAACAUCCCUUGAGAAGUUCGCACCAAAACAGUUGAAGAGGGAACUGCUGAUGUGCGGCAAAAUGGUGUUGACCCCCCUGUGCCCCUCCUGGCACCUGUACCCCUGCAAGGUCCGGUCUGAGGCCGUCAGCAUCAAGAUCCCCUCGUCAUCCUUUUUCUCCUCUGCCUUGGCACGGUCCAGGUCAGCCUGGACAUCCACGGGGUAGAACCCGACGAGCUUAAGCAAGUGCAGGCGCUGGGCCAGCCUAUAGACCCUACUCACAUGACGUCACAACCAUGCCCCCGCGCCAUAUUGUCCAUCAACUCGUCACUGUUGAUGCAUUACCGCUACGUAAAUUCCUCCUAUUAUGGCGUGUUUUUCUGCUCGUUAACAUUAAUAAUCAAAAUGGUGAAGGCGUGUGUGGCGCUCGGUUGCAAUAACAGAGAAGAUAGACGGAGAGACUUGAAGUUCUACCGGAUUCCGAGAGACCCGGAGAGGAGAGCGAGAUGGGCUGCUGCAAUUCGACGAGAAAACUGGGCUCCAAACGAUUACCACAGAUUAUGUAGUAGUCAUUUUAUGUCUGGUAAGAUGCAUUUAAUAUAUAUUUAGAGGGUUUUGGGCUGACAACCACAAUUAAGAUCAUUGCUAGGCUAAUCGCCGACAACAUACCCGUAUGUAUGUAGUGAGAGUGCUAUCGCUAAACCAUAUAAACAUUAAAAGCCCUAGCUCCAUUGACAAAUGACAUGAAAUACAUUAGACUUGACAGUGGAUGUUAGCAAGAACAAAAGAUUUUGAAUUGAAAAUUUCAUAACUCACCUUCCCGAGCACAAGAUAGAUUCCUGCCGAAUUUUCGUGGACGAGGACCUGUUUCACCCAACCAGCAACGAAGUAUUUAUAAGCCUCCAAGCUCUUAAGGUUUUUCAAACUUUUGUGAGAAUAGGCUGAUUUUGUGUGGACAAGAUAGUUGUAAAUAUCAGGGUAGCAGAUGUCAGGCAGAGACGGCGAAGACAGCGGGUCGAAAAACAUCGAUUUAGGCAUCAAAUAUGGAUCUGGCGAAUGGAUAAACUGAAGCUUUUCCACAGAACGCCUUUUAUGCAACGCAUCCAAUGAGUUUACAGCGUCAGAUAACACCGGGGCUUCCAUGAAUUGCUCUAUAAAUUGCACGACUAAUUGAAACCAUUGAGAAUAGGGCUAAAAAAUGACGGACAAUAUGGCGGCCGGAUACAGCGACACGUCAUUUUGUGACGUAGGUGAGUAGGGUCUAUUGCUGACCAUGAAGUUCUUUAUGCUGGUCCAGUAAUUGGUGCCGCACAUUUGGCGGCGCUUGCCAAAUGAGUGCUCCGUUGGGUCAGAGUUGGCCUUCCCCAUGCAGACAUACUCGACCCCCGGGAUCUUACUAGUGACGAGAUUUGUCGUUCACUUGAGUAAACGAAUCCAUUCCGGUUCGUUCAGUAAAAAGAUUCGUUCAAACAAAUCGUUCAACGAAUCGUUCGCCCCCCUCAUCUCCCUCCCCGCCCAAACGAAUCGUUCGGUUACUGAACGGGAAGUGACGUUACCGAACGAAUCACCAAAGACCGCUUCGCAGUAUAACUGAACGGGAAGUGACAUUGCUUGGUCCCUCCCUCUUUUCCACAUUGACCACUCGUCGUAGUUUCAGAAAUGAGUGACAGGCGGUAUCAUUCUGCUUACACAGACAGCCUCGUCUCCCUCCUGCUGCUGCAAAAGCGAGGGAGAACUUCCGCGUCAUCUGUCCUAGUUCUAUGGGCUCAAAGUCAUGGCUCGUGCUUGCAUUUCGAUUUAGGACACGGUUAAACAUUUUCCUUUUGUGAGGGGAGUAGGGGGCGGGGGCGCACGGACUUUCUUUAGCAGGUUCUUGAUCACACAUACAAUCACAUAUACAGCAUGUUUGCUGUCACGAAAAUAAAAAUACAUCGAAAGUUUAAUUUCUGAAUAUGGAACGACCAACACAUCAUAUUUACAUCUCGCUCUGUUGUAUUUUUGUUUUUUAGUAUUAAGAUGAUCGUGUUGAAUUUUUGCACUGGUAUUAAUAAAUAAAAUAAUCCGGUCAGCUCCCCUGUCGUCCCCGCAUCUCAGAUCGUCAAAUGCUGACGAGAAAUAAUUGUUUGCUCUUUACGAUGUCGCCUUUCUACUCUCAUUAGUCUGUUAAGAAAAAUAUAGACAUAUUGCGACAUCUCCCGUGUCCGCGUGCUUUGUUUUUGGGCGCUUGAGUAGCACAUGAUGGACGGAUUGACAUAAUUUGUCAAACCAACCAACACCUGACACGAAAAAAAAAAAAAACACUCGGAAAAAAAUUACAUGUAUAUACAGUUUCAUUGCAAAUCAGUAUUAUGGUGAUCAUAUUGUUUUUUUGCACUGGUAUUAAUAAAUAAAAUAAUCCGGUCAGCUCCCCUGUCGUCCCCGCAUCUCAGAUCGUCAAAUGCUGACGAGAAAUAAUUGUUAGCUCUUUACGAUGUCACCUUUCUACUCUCAUUAGUCUGUUAAGAAAAAUGUAGACAUAUUGCGACAUCUCCCGUGUCUGCGUGCGUUGUUUUGGGCGCUUGAGUAGCACAUGAUGGACGGAUUGACAUAAUUUGUCAAACCAACCAACACCCGACACGCUGACACGAAAAAAAAAAUAAAACACUCGGGAAAAAAUUGACAUGUAUAUACAGUUUCAUUGCAAAUCAGUAUUAUGGUCAUCAUACUAAAUAUUUUUUUCUGUGCACAUAUGAGGUAAAUAUCGCUGCCAUGAAGCCUCCAUAUAGUGACAGUUCUCUGCCCGCUUCACUGCCGUCACGCGACCGCAGCUCAGCUUUUGCUUGCCUCGUAGCUACCCGUGUUUUAAAUUACUGUAAAUUUGAUAGUAUGUCGUCAUAGGCAGUCACGAGUUUGUUGAGAAAAGUACUACUCCAAACAAUGCUCGCUAGAUUUGUGUGGUGUUUUUGUCUGUUUGAGCAGCAUUUGAUAGGCUCCACGUUAACAAAUAUGUGACAAAGUGAUUUCCUUUCAUUUUCUGAUUCGUUCACCGCAUAGUCAUUACUGGAAAAUCAAGUUAGCAGCAAGCUAGGUCAGGAACCGGAGGACCGAGUCACUGAACGGGAAGUGACAAAACUCAGUCUUGCCCCCCUGCCUGCACGCUGGCUGCUUAUUGGCCACACGUGGACGUGAGUGACAAACGCCCAGAUUCUGUUUCCGCUCCCUCCCCUGCCCGCGAUGAGGCUGGCGUCUGAUUGGUCGUGUGCGAUGUCAGAAGACGCUGCCGCUUGCUCAACGCCCUCCCACGCAGCGAACAACCACCACCAUAGAUAGAACGAAUCAGUGCAGAUGAUGAUUAGUUCGGUCUCGUUCACCAAAACAAUUCGUUCAAAAAGAACGAAUCGUUCGCGACCGAUACAACACUAGGAGGAUGAUAUCCCUGCAGGAGGCGGGCAGAGCAUUGUACGUGAUGUGCAGAGCCGAGGCAGUGGGUGUCGGCAGCUUACUGGUCUUUGUCCCUCUUUUCUUUUUCUUCUUCGUUUUGGCCCAAAUCUGGAACAUUUUAUCAAAUCAAAAAAUUAAAACUGAAUAAGCCUGCUGUCGAUUCAAUUCAAUUUAAUCAACUACUACAGUGUGUUUACGUACCUUGCAAAUUUCACCAAUCUCCUGGAGGAACUGGAUGUUGGCCUCCGACUGCUCAUCAAAACAGCCUGCCUGGUCCUCAACACCUCCUUCCCCACCCUCAUCACCUCCUGUUCACAUCGGUAGUUAUCAUUCCAGCAUACGUCCUGCCCCGGCCCCUGCACGUUCAUCACAGAGAUCAUCCUCUGGAACAUCUCCAGAACGUCAGCCGUGUCCCUGUGUUCCUCCUUGCCCAUGGUCAUGGCGAGGAGCCUCAGCCCGGCGACCGUGUAGGGGUUGACGACCGCCAUGAUGAGCCCGAUGCUCUGCUUCUCGAUCGAAGAAGGAGCCAGCACCUUCUGGGUAAACUUGUAGCCUGCCUUGACGGACAUACAGUUCUCCCAGGUGGCCAGCGCCUUCAGGCUCGAGAAUCAGGCUGUCCUCAUCCUCUCAGGCUCCUACAAAACAUGUUUGUUUUAGAAAGAUAGGCGUUUUGAGUCAUCCUUUUUAUGAAGUGAAUAAUGCUGCACACUUACUGUACUUCAGCCCCAGGACACCUGGGAAGCACCAUACAGCGGUUGUUGUGGAAGCUGCUGUAGAUGUUCUUCCAAAGGUGCACAGGGUCAAAGUAGACGAAAAUCUGCUUGUUGCCGUCGGUGUAGGACCAUGGUGUUUCACUGAAAGUUAUGUGAUUGAAAUGUUACAUAAAAUAAAACACAUAAAAGCUGAUUGUUUUUUAAUAGGGACGCAAAAAUGUCUAAAAUAAAAUUUAGAGAUACAAAAUCCAACAUGGCUGCCGUAGCAAAAAAAAAAAAAAGAGCUUUUUCAGUUGAACAUUCUUGUGAAUAAAUGCUCAAAUCCCUGAAUUCUUUAUAGAUACGGACGUAAAACGGUCUCGAUUCAUGGUUAAAAGUAAAGAUGCACCGAUACCGAUACUGGUAUCGGUAGGGGGCGCCGAUCCAGCCCGAAAUGGUGGUGUUGGUAUCGGCGAGUACCAACAAAGACGGCGCCGAUACCAUUUACUGGUCCAAUAUUAUAACAUUUGACCGCAGCCUUUUUUUUUUUUCCUCCUGGCGCUCACUACACUCUGUCUCUGUGUUGUGUGAUGACACGUGAACAUCAAGCAGCUAUCGCUAUUGGCCUGCUCCAGACCAAUGAGAGCGGGCCAAUAGCCACUCCUAACCAAUGACAAGGCAGCUUUUUCACAUGGAGGAAACACAAACCAGGAGUAAUGGCGGUGGUCGGGAAGUAUUGCAAAAUAGAAAUCCCGUCGAUUAAAAUCAAUGACUGCAUGCAAGAUUUGCGGCCUGAAAGUUUCGAGAUGUGGAGUUACAUUGGCCAAUUUCAAUACCUCGAACCUGAUAAAACAUUUGAAGAUGAAAUGUGAACGAACACAACGAGUUUGAGCCUGCAAGAGGAGGAGUGGUAUCCAGAGGAAGGGCGCUGGACCUGAGCAACAAUCUCUGGUCAGUUCACUACGUCUACUUUACUUUUUGUGUUUCACUGAAAGAAAUGCCGCAGUAAUUUGGGAACUGUUUCCAAAGUAGGGUUGCCACCUUUCAGAAAUAGAAAUAAGGGACUCCCCCCUCCCGAAAAAAGAGGCUAAUAGAGAGACGAGAUGCUGUGGUCAAUUAUUAUUACUUAUAAUUGUUAGCGUCCGCAAAUGCGGAAACAAGGUGGGAACUCGAAGCAGACAACAAGCGGGGGAUAUGUACAAGGGCUUAAUGAUUGCAAACAAAAAAUAACACGUGAUCGCGGGAUAGAAGAAAUAACAAAAGGAGUCCGUGACAGCAGGUCGACGGAGCUCUAUACUACAAACUCAAAGGUUGACUAAGACGAUAGGCAGCGAGCCAAAAAGCUAAAAUAAAAACAUUCAUAUACCUGCACAGGGUAUAGGGUUACAAACGAGAGCAGCACACUAACAGAAAAAAAACAAUGCAGGGGCGUAACAAGCAAAUGUAGCGAGGCUAUAGUGCGAGAUGUCAAAUGGCAAUCAGCAAGGCAAAAUACCUUUGAGAUCACCCGUGCUUAAAUGAUGCGCUGAUGAGCCUGCAUUGGAUUCAGGUGCGACGUCAGGAAAGCGCCCAUGACCAGCCCAGCAACAAGACACAAUCUAACCAGCAGCAGAAUGUGACAAUAAUAUCAUGAAAGUUGCACUGUUUGGCCUUUGAGAGGUUUAAAAAGGUUUGUUCAGUUAAUUCUGAGUUUAUUAUUAUGAAUUUAUUUUUACUUUCUUACUGUUGGGCUAGCAUUUUACAUGUUUUAUUAAUUUCAUAAAUGUAGCACUAUUUUGGCCUUUGAGAGCCAAAGGUUUAUUCAACUAUUGUCUACUAGGGUUUAGUAGACCAUUCACUUUGUACUAGUCUUUUUCCUAUUUUGCAAAGGUAAGCAACAGCCUGACAAAGUCUUGAUAGCAAAUGAUUUCACAUCCAAUUAUGUAGCUCUUUGGAAAAAAAAAAAAAGAAAAAAAAAAAAUUAUAUAUAUAUAUAAACGGGGUGGUAUCGGUAUGGUAUCGGUAUCAACCGAUACUGCACAGCCAGGUAUCGGGGCCAAAAAAUGGUAUCGGUGCAACACUAGUUAAAAGCAAAAAAAAAACUAAACGUGCAGGUAGCAUUUCGAACAAUGAGGCUAUUCAGUUACGAAAAUUAGCCGCCUCCAUGUGUAAACAAAGACGUAAAACCUCAUGAAUAAAUGCUUAAAUCACUGAAUUCUUUAUAUACAGUGUAUGGGCGUAAAACAGUUUCAAAUCGUGGUUAAAAGCACCAAAAAAAAAAAAAAAAAAAAAUGGGCAGUUUGAAUUUACUUAAAUUUGUCGAAGAAUGAUGCUAGUCUAUUAGCUUUGUUAUGAUAAGGUGGCUGCCACAAUGGCUUUUUCCAUUCAAAAUUCUUGAGAAUAAAUGCUUAAAUCACUGAAUUCUUUAUAGAUAUGGACAUAAAACAGUCUCGAUUCUUGGUUAAAAGCAAAAACCGGGCAGUUGGCAUAUAUUUUGCAUACAUUUGUCGAAGAAUGACGCCAAUGCCGCGGGGGCUCCCAUUGUUUUUUUUCACGACGUUUCAAAAUGCAUGCAUUGUACGAAAAAUAUAAUAAUUACCUUGAAUCCUCAAACAAAUCACUCCUAAGACAAUCCUUGUUGUUAGUAUGCGGUCCAGAUUUCGUACUUUUUGAAUGUAAUUCCGGCUUUGUGUUCAAAAGCAUGUGUGAGAGUCAUUCCCACCGACUUCUAAUAAAUGAAGCUGACUCACACAGCUCCCUACGGACCGGCGGGGCGCAGAGAAUACCUGAUGUGACUUGUCAAGUAUCUUGUAGUCUAUGAUCAAGCCAAAUUAAAAAAAUCUAUGUAGUAAAGUUAUCAUUAACUAUACAGCUACCUCCCCGUUUAGCCAUGUUUAUUUACAAAAUAAAACACAUGGCUAAAUUAAAUCAGUAUUUGCUAACACACCAAUUUCCUUUAUUCUUGUACAUCCCCCCACAUAUUUUAGUGCAUGCAUAUUGAUUAUCAAAGACUUGAGUAGUCAAAGGGGAAUCAUCCAGAAGUGUUUGUUAUUUAUUAUGUACCAGGGUGGGUGUCCAAAACCUUUCUCUAAAUGAGAAACUUAAAGAAAAUUUCAAGGGUCUCAAAAAUGUCUAUUAUUCACUCACCUGUUUGACCUACUUCUAAAGUGUCAAAAAUAUGCCCUCCGUUUCAAAUUUUUUACGUUUUCCAAUGAUCUAUCACACAUGCAAAAAGGACAAUUUUGAAAUUCGGCCAAAUUCAGGGUCUUAGAGCAGAACUUCAAGUCACCUGAGUGUUUUCCACCAUAUAUACAGUAUGUAUAUGUAUAAAUAUAUAUAUUUUUAAUAUACAUACCUCCGUAGAAAGAUCUGAGUCAAUAUUCAAAGAACCACAAAAUUUAUUUACUGCCCAGUUGUUGUUUUUUAAACCGUGCAGAAUGGGAAAAAAAACAAGCAAUAAAACUGACAGCACUGUAAACAGAAGCUUAACAUGCUCAAAAACUUUAGCUUAAUGGCGGAUUGCAAGCAGCUAUCGGGUGCAUACCGCCACCUACUGUACAAGAGUGUGCAACACCCAUAUGAAGAGGCACUGCUCUCUGUUGGCUUUUAUUGGUCAAUUACUUGUUCACCUGCCUAAUCUUGCUUGUACUCGUGUUGCUGUCUCUAAUGCUCAAUUAAGGUACAGUUGCAUGGGGCUUAUCGAAUUUACCGUAGGUAGAAAAAUGAAACUAUCAAUUCACAAUGAGAAAAAACAGAAAACAAACAAAAGUAAUGUGUAACACAGGUGACAAUUUGGUAAGUAGUGGAGUAAAAAGUACAGAUAUGUGCUGUAAAAUGUAGUGAAAUAAAAGUAAUAAGUACCACUUCGUAUUUGUACUCAAGUAAAGCACAGAUACACAAAAAUGUACUUAAGUACAGUUUUACUUAAGUACAUACCACCAUUGUUAAAAUCCACAUCAGUCAAACAAUAAUAGUGAUUCCAACAUGUUCUCGUGCUUGUGCAAGUUGUGUUUGAAAAGCAUGUAAAAGAAGCGAUAAGUAUAUUUCUCCUAUUUUCUUUCUAAAUCCUUUGUUAUCCACGGGCUAAAAUCUUGUCUAAUUGAAACGGUCAUCUUCUGGCAUCUUGGUUUUCAAUAUAAUGAAUAGAAGGGAGGUGCAUCUAUUUUCAGGCGGACAUCCUGGCUAAUUGAAAACGGUCUAUUGCUGCUACCGUAUCCAGUGGCAACUGAAGACAAUUCUAAACAGUUUUCGAGAGGCAACUGCUCGUAAAUUUAAAAAUUUUUUGUUGCUGGUCUACGUCGCAUGUAAUAGAGGAGAGAAUUACCAUACUUUACGUGCUAAUGAACAGACAAUGCAAAGCAGCAAAUUUGUUUCAGGUUGCUAUACGAAUUGAUAGACUCGGUGCAUAAUUAAGCAUAUCUUGUUAAAAAAAAAAAAAAAAAAAAGGUCAGGUUAGAAAGAUACAAUAUGUUUUAUUGAAAAUAACAGUAAUAUUGAUCUAUGUAACUUGGUAUUUGGCUCUUGGUGAUUGAACAAAUGAAUUGCUCUACAAAGGUUUGCUCACUAGUUUUUUUUUUUGUUUUUUUUAAUGAUGGUCUUGUUCUUUUUUGUUUCAACAGUGUUUCAACGUCCUUUAACGGUUGCUCUUUUUGGAAAGAGAAUUUUAUUAAAGAAUCACAUCGGAAAAUUGAUCCUUAAAAAUGACGUUUUUAAAACAAUAUCAAAUCACAUCAGUGUGGAAGAAAACCGUUCUUUCAAAGUUAUCAACACCCCAAACUUCUUUGAAGAAUGGUCCACUCCAGACCAGCAGAUGAUUGACUUCAUGGCUUUGUCCUACCCUGGUCCUGAAUUGUUCCUCCUGGCUGUUGAUUCUGAAACCUCAAGCUCUGAAGAUGUUCUGGCUCAAUUAAUAAAACUCGAGGAAUACUUUGGGAUUGAAAUCAGACAGCAUUUGAUUGUCAUUUUUACCCAACAAAAAUUGUACAAUUCACUUCUUUAUCUGAAAGAUAACAACAUUCAGUUAGAAAUGCUCAAUGAAAACCUGGCCAGUGACUGCAAGAAGUGGGGUUCGGCUCGUCAACGAUUCCUGUAUGACUAUAAAGAUCACAGUCUGCAAGUUGUACAGCGAAGAAGAAAAGAACUAAAGAUGAGAAGCUCUUCGGAAGUGGAGACUGAGAUAAGACCAAGAACUUCAAAAAGGAGGGUUGAGCGUUACAACACAAUUGGUUGGACGAUGAAAUGUAUGUUUCUAGUCUUGGCAGGUUGCAGAAUUUGCAUGUAUUUCAAAUAUAUAUCAAUCGUUAAUUAUGGUUGCAACUUGACAGCUUCUGAUGCAACGGGUAAAGACAAUGCCAGUCAAAGAGGUCGACUCAUCCCACAGGAAAAGAAAAGACCUGAAGAUCCUAGACGCAUGCUUUACCUUAAUGAAUCAUUAAGAUCUUCGGAAGUGGAAACCAAGACAAAAUCAAGACCUACAAAACUGACCAACGAAAGUUACAACCGAAUUGAUCAGACACCGCAAAUGACUUCAUCGUCUGACGCAAUGGAUAUAGACAACGCCAGUCAAGGAGAUGGAAUGACCAAUGGAAUGCGCAAAAAUGAGUUCUACAUUAUACUAAUGGGACGCUCUGGAUCUGGAAAGAGUGCGUCCGCAAAUACCAUCUUGCAGACUACUGAUAGAUUGAAAUUUAAAAAAAUGUAUUUCUUCGAAUCUAAUGCAAGCUCUGUACCGGUCACAACCAUAGUUCAGGUGGGACAUGUGAGGAAUCUGUUUGGAAGGGUUGCGUACGUGAUCGACACUCCAGACUUCUUCAGAGACAAGCUAACUGAUGAUGAGGAAGCGGUAAAGUUGUGUAAAUCUUUCAUUAGUGAGAAUUGUGUGAUAUUACUCGUGUUUCAGCUAGGAGGCAUUACAAAUCUUGACAAUGUUUUCAUGGAGAAGCUGGACAGCAGGUUUGGUCAAAACAUCAGAGAAAAGUCAAUUGUCCUGAUCACUCACGGAGAUUACCUGCAAGGAAACCUUGAGGACUACAUCCACGCAAAUCCUAAACUCUCAGAUAUUGUUCAUAAGUGUGGUGGCCGGUUUCACCUAUUUAACAACAAGUCCAAGGAUCCAAAACAAGUCAAAGAACUGACCAAAAAGAUUCCUCAAUUCAAAAAAGCCUCCGAGUCAAAGGAAAUUCCCUGUCCUUUUCAAUAGUGUAGCUUGAUGUUGAUUUUAGUCCAUUUUGCAAAGAGCUCAACAGUAAAUGCAAAACAGCAUGGUGUGUACAAUGAAUACUAUUGUACUUAGAAGCGCAAAGUCAUCCAUCUUUUUUUCCUUUUUGGGGCUAUAGACCCCAAUCACCAACGUCACACAAUCACGUGAUCGCUGUAUUGUGCCGCCAUAUUGUCUGUCAUUGUGUGUCCGUAUUGUCAAUGAUCGUAGUUUCUAAAGGGGGGAUUCACUUGCAAAUUAUGGAAGCCCGGUGCUUUGAGACGCUGUAAACUCAUUGGAGGAGUUGCAUAAAAGCCAUUAUUUGGAAAAGCUUCGGUCGAUCCAGUCGGCAGAUCCAUAUUUGGUGCCCAAACCGUUGUUUCCUCCCGUCCGGUCCCGUCCCGUGCAUCAGAGCUCGUCCUGAGACCACAAAAUUUCCAAUCAUACUCCAGUUUAUGUCACGAUGAGGAGUCGGGUACCCAAAAUCGGUACCAGCCCGAUUAUAAACCGACAUUUGGUCAGCUGAGCGUCACCGUUGUCACGAUUGUAAAAUGAAACUUGAUCGACAACGGGCCAGUGUGUGCCGAAAAAUUGCUGCCCCGCGUGAAAUGUCCCCCCUGACGGGAGCGCUUAUUUAUAAAGCUUUAUUGACGUUAAAACAUCAGAUGUUUUCAUGGACGCAUUACAGUAAUGGAUUUACGACUGUAAGAUCAGUUUUAAAAAAUUAAAUUACACAAAAUAUUAGUACUGUAUUUCAGUAAAAAAUCGUGGACUGGGCCACAUAACCAUCUUUGAACAGAAAUGUAUUAGUCUACAGGUUUUCACGACCAUAUCCCAAUGACAAUCACACAGGUAUGACAUUUAUUAGUUCAAGCAGAGUAAAAUAAUACAUAUUCACGGUACAAGAAAGUUGUUUCCGUGUGGGCGUUCCCGUCAGGGGGGACAUUUCACGCAGGGCGGCUAUUUUUCGGCACAACACCUGUUGUGGCGCUCACCUUCUUGCUGCGCGACCGUGGCGACGAGCUUCAUAGUCUCCAUCUGAUGAUGUCUGCGAUCGUGUUGGCAUCAUAUUGAUGUUUUCGCCGCUGUCUGACGGCUGUCAACACAAACGCAUCAUGGACCGAGAUAAACAAACCGUGCUGCUUUAGAGAUUUGCCGUUUUAACAAUGGGCACACAGCAACUACUAAAAUGACCGUUUAUCUUCUCUGUUACUGCAACCAACCACCACACAUGCCUUCACCAUUUUGAUUAAUCAAUGUUAACGAUUGUCAGGAAGGUUUUUGGGUUCGUUUACUAGGCGGUGAUUCCUUAGACAAGCAGAAAAACACGCAGUAAUAGGAGGAACAUACGUAGCGGUAAUAUGUAAAAACGAUGAGCUGACGGACAAUAUGGCAGCACCAGUCAGGGGGGCGGAGUUGUGACGUCACGUGAUUGGGGUCUAUAGACUAUCCCAGUCAAGUGGACGUGGGCAAUCAGUUAAACUUACAACAUCAUUGACCCAAAUUUGUCAGUUACACUGUUGUGGUAGUCAGCUUGUCCUACUGUUUAUUCAUGAGGGUGACAAUUAAUACAUUUAUGGCAUAACGGCAGGUUUGUUUGUUUGUUUGUUUCUUGUGAUACGUAUACACUUAAAUAUACAGGAUGGGGCAAAAAUAUGGACGCAGUUCACUUAUUUAUUUUGAAAAGCUUUGAAGUGUUUCUUAAUGUUGAAGAAGGAUAUUUUUAAGCAUUCACAUAAUUAAGCAUUGUUUCAUCAAUGUUCUUUUUUUCUUGCUAUAAGUUCAAAU
Corythoichthys intestinalis (scribbled pipefish) is the source of this 17478-nucleotide messenger RNA. Its product is annotated as GTPase IMAP family member 6-like. Bases 14083 to 15693 code for a protein of 536 amino acids. The transcript has 5 exons. The record is from RefSeq and is a predicted model, not a curated record. Lineage: Eukaryota; Metazoa; Chordata; Actinopteri; Syngnathiformes; Syngnathidae. Gene Ontology annotation, molecular function: GTP binding.